This is a messenger RNA of Helobdella robusta, 1101 nucleotides long. RefSeq lists its product as hypothetical. Gene Ontology annotation, molecular function: RNA polymerase II cis-regulatory region sequence-specific DNA binding; nuclear receptor activity; zinc ion binding. Gene Ontology annotation, biological process: anatomical structure development; cell differentiation; positive regulation of transcription by RNA polymerase II. The annotation marks the transcript as partial. Lineage: Eukaryota; Metazoa; Annelida; Clitellata; Rhynchobdellida; Glossiphoniidae. The record is from RefSeq and is a predicted model, not a curated record. The transcript is spliced from 8 exons.
CUAACGAAUAUCCCAUGUAAAGUAUGUGCUGACCAUUCGUCAGGGAAGCAUUAUGGUAUCUACGCUUGUGAUGGGUGUGCUGGUUUCUUUAAACGUUCAAUCAGACGGGGCAGAAAGUACGAAUGUAAAUCGCGCCUGGGCUCUGGCGGAGGUUGUGCUGUCGACAAAACUCACAGAAACCAAUGCAGGUCUUGCAGACUUAACAAGUGUUUGCAAGUCGGAAUGAAUAAAGAAGCCGUCCAACAUGAGCGAGGGCCUAGACACUCGACUAUAAGGCGUCAGAUGAUGCAAGCUGGAAUGUUUGGCUUUGGUAGUCGCUUCAGCAGCAGCAGCGGCAGCAACAACAAUUCCAACAACAACACUAACAUCAACAACAAUUUUAAUAACUUCCAUCACAUUCCACACUUGUUAUCUCCAUUUCCAUUUCCGCUUCCUACUUCCUCCUCACUGAGCAAUGAAACUGUCUGGGAGAUGGCCGUCCGUCUGCUCUUCCUCACUCUCAACUGGGUGAAGAACAUUCCCGCCUUCCUCAAACUGCCCUUACGUCAGCAGAUUUUCUUGCUGGAGGAACGCUGGAGUGAGCUCUUCGUACUCAACGCUGCUCAGUUCGAUUUGAAUCUGCACCGGGGACUGCUUUUGAAGGCCACCGAAGAUGGUCUGGUCAAGGAAAGCUUAAUACGGAAUUAUAAGUUGGAGAAGGAGUUCAGGUUCAUGCAAGAGGUUGUCGAGAAGUUGAAGCAGAUGCAAAUCGAUCCAGCCGAGUACUCCUGUCUACGUGGAGUUGUUCUCUUCAGACCAUGUUUCUCUCAAAACAACCGCGACAACGACAACGACGACGCCAUAUACACUCUCACCUUCUUACAAGACCAGGCACAACUCUCGUUAAACAAAUACGUCGAAACAACGAGACCGAACGAUCCUCUCAGAUUCGGUAAACUUCUACUCCUCCUGCCAUCUCUCUCACAGAUUAGUCCGUUCACUAUUGAAAAAAUUUUCUUACACUCGACUGUCGGGCCGGUUAAAGUCGAUCGGUUAAUAUCGGAUCUCAUAACCGGUGAAGCCGGUUCUAUCGGUAUUCGUAGCGGUUCUACUGCUGUUUGA